GAGCGUAGCAUCAUUUCUCCUCAGCCUUCUUUCUCCUCAUCCUCUUCACCUUCGACGCACUUCGAGCGCAUGUGUAACUCAUCCCAUCUCCAUGCCCAAAUUCUUCUCUGAAGAGAGGCGACUGCGAGCUGGGAUUUCCCGAUUUGGUGCUAAAAAAUGUCCAAAGAGGUUUCAUCUGUUCGAUCUAUUUCGAAGCCGGCCAGGUUAGAGAACAACGAGAAUGAAUUUGAGCUCCAGUUUAGCUCGACUCCGUUGCCUCCUUCGCGAAAGCCGCUCAACUCCAUUCCAGAUCCAUCUCAAUGUGAAGAACUCGACCCGACUCUGGUGGAAAAGCAAGAUGUGGUUCCACCUCUGCGUUCUUCGAAUUUCCAAUCCGUUUUUGGCACUAGAAAAGGGAAAGCUCUUCCUGAAACGAGCUCAGUUCAAAGUACUCCCGGGUCUCCCGCAACUGCAAGGAGAGUUUCAAUCAUCCAUGCUCCUGGAGGAAAAGGGGGAAAUUUCACCUCUAGAGUUACAAGAGGGAUUCCGCUCUUGAGCUUGGAGAGUUCAGUUGAAGUGCCACAUUUUGAACUAGCAGAGGAUCCUUCGUUUUGGAGAGAUCAUAGUGUGCAGGUUUUGAUUAGAAUAAGACCGCCAAGUGAUGUUGAGAAAGCAACUCAAGGAUACGGUAGAUGUUUGAGGCAAGAGAGUGAGCAGACUCUAGUUUGGCUUGGCCACCCUGAAACUAGAUUCACCUUUGAUCAUGUUGCUUGUGAAUCCUUAUCACAGGAAAAACUCUUCCGUGUUGCUGGGAAUCCCAUGGUGGAGAACUGUAUGUCUGGAUACAACAGUUGCAUGUUUGCAUAUGGUCAGACAGGAAGUGGUAAGACAUACACUAUGAUGGGCGAAAUAGGUCAGAUGAGUGGGAACCUUAAUGAUCAUAGAGGGAUAACUCCUCGGAUCUUUGAGUACUUAUUCGCUAGAAUUAGAGAGGAAGAGGAGAAACAAAAGAGUGAGAGGUUGAAGUUCAGCUGCAAAUGUUCUUUUCUAGAGAUAUACAAUGAACAAAUUACAGACCUUCUGGAGCCAUCAUCACCUAAUCUUCAUCUUAGAGAGGAUUCGAAGAAGGGGGUCUAUGUCGAGAACCUUACUGAAGUCAGUGUAACCUGUGUUGAUGAUGUUCUCAGAUUUUUGCUACAGGGGGCAUCAAAUAGAAAAAUGGCAGCUACUCAUAUGAACAGCGAGAGCAGCAGAUCCCAUAGUGUUUUCACUUGUAACAUUGAAAGCUGUUGGGAGAAAGAUUCUAUGAAACACUUCAGAUUUGGAAAGUUGAAUUUAGUGGACCUAGCUGGUUCUGAAAGGCAGAAAAGUUCUGGGGCAGAUGGAGAACGUUUGAGAGAAGCAGCUAACAUAAACAAGUCCCUUUCAACUCUCGGACUGGUCAUAAUGUCUUUAGUGGAUUUGGCGCAAGGGAAACAAAGACAUGUUCCAUACAGAGAUUCCAGGUUAACUUUUCUCCUUCAGGAUUCUCUUGGCGGGAAUUCAAAAACUACAAUUAUUGCCAAUAUUAGUCCAUCUAGCUGCUCUGCCAAUGAGACCCUAAGCACUUUAAAGUUUGCACAACGUGCAAAACUAAUUCAGAACAAUGCAAAAGUGAAUGAGGAUGCUUCAGGUGAUAUAUUAAUUUUGCAGCAGCAAAUCCAACAACUAAAGGGUCAGUUAUUUUUUUUAAUGAAGCAUCACGACUCUUCAAAACAAUUUUCAAAUUCCACACCAUCGUUGGAUCAGUCUAGCUCAGGCAUUCUUCCUGAAAGGUUUGACCUGUCUAAUGCGUCGAAGAUAUACAAUGAUGAUGAUGAUGAAAGAACAUGUGGAAGACACCACAAGGUUCAUCAACUAGAGGAAGAUGCUCAGCGCAAUAAAAUAAUGUUCAAGUUUCGUGAUGAAAAAAAUAAGCGAUUUGAAUUGCUUGAAGACAAGUUAAUCUCGGUGGAUAAGUAUCUCAUCAAUGAAAAUGCUGCUUUAAGAGAAGAGAUUCAGGUUCUAGCAUCAAGAUUAGCAACAAAUCCAGAACUAACUCGACUGGAAUUGGAGAAUAAUAAACUCCUCAGGCAGCUUCGAGUGUUCCAAAACUUCUAUGAUCAUGGACUGAGAGAAAAAAUGGUUGCUGAAAUAUCAGAAUUACGCCAACAGAUUGGAAGCAUGUCACACAGAAGUGAAUUAUUAAAAAACACACCUCACUCCUUGGCAGUGCAUGAAGGAUAUUUUCUGGAGAAAAGUAAUCACCAAAUGAAAAACACGUCGAUUUUGGAAUAUAAUGAUAUGAAGAAGCAGUUAAUGGAAGCAAGACUUUUGGUGGAAGAGUUGGAACUGGAGCAAGUCCAUCUCGUUGAAGAAAUGAAGAUAUUGCGGGAAGAAAACUUCAGGCUUCUGGAGAUGCUAGAUAGAAAUGACUCAAAUGAGAUCCUUGGGAAAAUAACAGGCUCUAUAUCUGAAAUUCGUGAACCGCAGGUCAGGGCAGAUGAUACAGAUCUGAUUUUUGUGUCGAAGGGUCAUGCUGAUACCUGUUCAGUUGGGUUGCAAGGUAAGUUGGAAAAAGUGUCCAAGGAUCUCGAGGUGGCCCUCUUUGUUAAUCACAACUGUAUGGAGGAAGAAGCACUAACAAUGUCCAUGAAACAACAAACUGAUUCAGUGUGCAUGGGGGUGGAAAUGGAAUCAAGCAAGACUAUUCUACUCCUGCAGGAAGAGAUUUUUCAAAUCAAGACUGAGUUUCAGGAGAAAGUGUGCUCCAUGGCUGAGGAAAUCAUAAGCCUCAAAGAAACCCUGGGAUCUAAAGAGGAAGAAAUGAUGAUGAUGUGUGCAGAGUGGGAAAGAGCAACUCUGGAUUUAACGAACUUCCUUACAGAUGGUUCUAGAUCCCUUCAAGACGCCACUUCUCAUAUAGAAAGUAUAGCUGGUUCAUUUCCUAAUGCCGACAUUUGUAUUGGAGAGCAUGUAGAGAGGGCAGCCAAAACAUAUAUUGAGAAGGAAGAAACUAUUCUUUUACUAAAGAAGAGCUUGGAAGAAGCACAGCAGACUGUGUUUCAAUUGGAUGAGAAGUUGUUAUCCUUGAGGAGUGCAACAAUUGCAUUGACUGAAGCUCAACCGCCAGUAAAUGCAUUUACAGAAGAUGGAAUUCAGAUAGCUACAGGAGUAAGUAAUUCAUUUCUGGCGAACAAUCUUACCCAUGGGGAAAUGCAGAUCAACGAAGCUGAAAAAAUGAAUUGCUCAUCUGAUAUUUUAAACCUUUCCAAUAUAAUUGAUAAGAAUGGUCAGCCAUUAACAAGUAGAUGGAAUUUUUGCAAGGGAGAAUUUAAUAGAGAGACUGAGUUGGCAAAAAGGGAAGUGUUGGAACUCAAAAAUGCUAUAAAAAUAUCCUUUUGUGAUGCAGAAAAGCAACUUAUAGCAAUCAAGUCUGAUGGAUAUAGCAGCCUAUUGUUUUUCAAAGAUUCAAUUCAAGACAUCAUUAAUGAUAUCAAAGAGAUGCAGACGCAUUUUACUCGGGCAAAGGAAAAACCUGGAAAGAGUCAAAUGGCUCAAAUGGAAACUGAUGAAAUGCAAUCAACUACUUCCUCUGAGAUUUCUGGAUGUGGUAGUGUGUAUCAAAUGCUCCAUAAGAUUCUAUAUGAACUUGUUGGAGCAAGAGACAGUUUAAAACACAUUAUUUGUUGCUUUUGUAAGAUUUUAAAUCCGUAUGGAUACCAGGGGGCUGCUGAGGAGUCUAUUCACUUGGGGGGAUGCACCAAGUUUUCUGCAUCCUCUUGUUAUUUUUCAGAUGAAACCAAUGGAUCUAGUCAUCCUUCUGAUUUUCAUGGUUCAGCUACUUCUCAAAACAUAGUCAGGAAUUUGAGUCAAGAAAAAACACUCUCUCUUCUGAGGAAGGAAUUCGGAAAGACUUACUAUGUGUUUACCAACUUAAGAGCUCAUUUUGAUAAUAUUUUCAGCCAAAAAGUUCAGAAUUGCUUAUGCUCAACUCCGUGCUUUUGCAAUUCACAAGAAGUUCCAAAAAGCAAUCACCAGUAUGCAGUGGAAAAUGAAUUUGAAGUCAGAAUGUCAGAACUGGUUCCAGGUCAUGAAGUAGUAAUUAAGCCCGUAGCUGAGACAAGUUGCAACUUUGUGAGAGAGGGCAUACAAUUGGAUCCAAUCGAAAGAACGAAACAGGCAAACAUUUUCUUCCACAAAUUUGAGGAAGCUCACAGAACCAUCAAGGAAGCAGAUCAUACAUUGCAGGCAUUAACCAAAUCAAAUGAAAGUGGAAAACUAAUGACAUGUAUCUGGGAACAAGCAGUGAAGGAUUUGCAGGUAGAGAAAGCCAGAUUGGCUGAAGAGAUCAAUCAAAUGAACUCUGAUAUUUGCGGGAGGGGUGAAUAUGAAAUACUGCAGAACCAGAUGCAUCUCGACUUCACUGAAAUUACAAGCUCAAUAUCUUCCAUUGAAGAUACGUUCCGUGAAACACAAAAAUAUGUCGAUGCAUUGUGCAAAUCUGUGCUUUCUGAUGCUUCUGAAAUGGUAAAGGAGACUACGAGCUGCAUUUGCGAUUCAAAACUGCUAUUAGAUGAUAUAGUCACUACAGUAAUGGGGAAUGGAGUAGCCUCUUUAGUCCUCCGUCAGUGCCACACAGGUGAUUUGAUUCACAAACUGAAAAUCCUCAACAGAAAUCUAGUUGCAAUGCAGGGUGAAUGCUAUCAGGAAUGUGAUAAUGGCAGGUUGGAUAUAGAUGGUCAAGAGGUGGAUAAUGCUCCAUCUUUGAAAGAGAAAGACUUUGUUCAUGCUAACCCAGUGUAUGACAAUGCCGAUCUCUGGAGGGAAUUGGAACGUAAAGAGGCUCUUCUAAAAGGAUUACUUUUUGACUUUAGCUUACUACAAGAAUUGGCUUCAAGCAAAAGGGAUGUCAAGGAUGAAGUGGAUAAGUUAAUUGCAGCCUUGAGUGAAGUUGAAAGUGAAUUAAGAAUUCAAAAGAAUCUGCUUGAUGAAUUGAUUGUUCAAAAUAGAUUGCUUGAAAACCAAUUGAAAGAUGCUCAAGGUGCUCUUUUUGUCUCUCGCUCUGAUCUAGCAGAAUCAGGAAGAAAAUUGGAGAUAGUGACAAAGGAAAAUGCAGGAUUGAGAGGGCUUGUGAACGAUCUUUAUCUAAAGAAGUCCGAAAUAGAGGAAGAACUGAGAGAGCAUAAGCAGGGCUGGGAGACGUUAGAAAAAGAGAUUAUUUUUCUGACAUCUUCAGCUGAUAAUCAAGUUACAAGAGAGAAAAUCCAGCUUCUGGAACACAUUCGCUCUUUGCAAGACAAGCUUGAUAUUGCUUAUGCAUUAGCUAACGAGAAUGAAGCGAUAGCUGUCGAAUCCCACCAGGAGUCAGAAGCAAGUAAAAUCUAUGCUGAGCAAAAGGAGGAAGAGGUGAAGAUUUUGGAGCACUCUGUUGAAGAGCUAGAGGGCACCAUAAAUAUACUAGAGAAAAAGGUACAUGAAAUGGAAGAAGAGGUAGAAAGUCAUCACAUGAUAAGAGAUUCAUUAGAACUAGAACUUCAAGCACUAAAAGAGAGGCUGUUGACAGUUGAAAAUUUUACUGAAAGUCUGGACUUCAAUAGAUCAGUCUUGCAACGUACAGAAGAGCAAUUUCAAAGGUCCCUAUCACAUCACAAGGAUUAUGAACAAAUAAGAGUUCUUGAGGUAGAAAAGGCAGAACUAGUGAAGGAGGUCAAACAAUGCAAAGAGUACAUUUCUGAAAUUCUAUUGCAUGCUGAAGCACAGUCCUUACAGUAUCAGAACAAGUACAAAGACUUGGAAUCAAUGAUUUGUGGAUUCGAGAGUAACUCAAACUUAGAGAACCAAGAAUAUACAUCAGAUAUCAGGGAGAAAGUCUCAACAAGAGCAAGGGGCUCAAGUUCACCUUUCAGAUGCAUCUCUAGUUUAGUUCAUCAUAUGAACUUGGAAAAAGAUCAGGAACUGUCGGUUUCCAAACUGCGAAUAGAAGAACUAGAAGCGAUGGUGGCUCAAAGGCAGCAAGAGGUAUGUAUAGUGAAGAAAAGGCUUGCUGCAGCAGAAAACAUGACACAUGAUGUCAUCCGGGAUUUGCUAGGUGUCAAACUAGACAUGACUAGUUAUGCAGAUCUUAUAGACCAACAUCAACUUCAAGGGUUUAUUGUUAACGCUCACCAAAAAUCACAAGAGUACAGUGCAAUGGAAAAAGAAGUUCUAAAUCUGAGGAGAAAAAUGAAUGAUUUGAUCAUGGAAAGAGAAGCAUUCAUUGAGCAAGUGAGAAGGAGAGAAGCCAUUGAAUUAGCAGCACAGAUGAGCAUAGAGCAAUUGAAGGAGCGGGAUCAGAUGCUGACUGCCCAAAAUGAAUUGCUCAAAGUGGAAAAGUUCAAAUUACAGAGUAAGGUGGUGGAACUGGAAGAGAAGGCGAAAGGUUUAUACGAAACGCCCGGGAAUAUGCAGCUGGCUUUCCAACGGCAAACCGCCACAGCAUUUGUUGAUCACGGCAAGAGGCUGCCUAGUUCCAAGCCAUUGGUUUUGGGAAAGAGGAGUGAGUGACAAAUCUGCUAACCACCCCAUCAGUCCCAGAGACACGAAGGGAAUCUGAUUCGAUUAGAUUGCCAGAUGCUUUUUCAUCCCCAAAGCACAGAAUCGUGUACAUGACAAACCGUUAUUGGAUUUUUCUGCAGAGUAUUACUAAACCAGAUCACCAUUCCACAGGUGUGCUGUUCUUCCACUGCAAUAUACUCAGUAAAUGUAUGGGUUUGUU
Molecule: messenger RNA, 6754 nt
Organism: Cuscuta campestris
Lineage: Eukaryota; Viridiplantae; Streptophyta; Magnoliopsida; Solanales; Convolvulaceae
Source: the annotation of a GenBank genome assembly